UCAGUUAAAGUUAGCACGUUUUACGUGUCAGAACAAUUUCAAUUAAACUGCAUUUAAAUAUUGUUCUUAGUUUUCAUUUAAAUUUUUGAAAAUAUGACGAAUCACAACAACGAUGUCGAAAUUGAAUGGUUAAAAUCGAAAAUAAUUCCAAAGCUUUUAAUAAGCGAAAAGCUUUCCAGCAAACUUAGUGAUAAUGAUUUUCAAAAUAUUACCUUGGAAAUCGAAUGGUUAGAUUCGAAUGAGUCCUUUAUGCUAACCACUUGCUAUCGUGCGCAUAUAAAAUUCGAGCAUAGUAAUGUUACUGAGGAACAUGUACUAUUUGUUAAGAAAACCCCCAAUUUACCACAAGAAGUGUUUGAUAGUAUCAACUUUAAAGCCUUGUUUAAUAAUGAAAUAUUGGCCUAUGAAAAAAUUUUACCAGCUUUAGAAAACUUUGGUCAAUGUCAACUUAAUUCCGCUACUUAUUAUUACGGCGAACUGCUGGAAAGCUUCGCUACAGUUAUACUGAAAGAUUUCCAUCAAGACGGCUGGUGCAUCAGCAAGACUCGAGUGAAUCUCUCGGUAGAACAUGCGUUGUUGGCUGCACAAUAUUUAGGUAAAUUUCAUGGUUUAGGAUUUGCGAUGCGUGCACUAAAUCGCGAGCAUUUCGAUGAGCUAACAAAUCGCUUACGAGAAUCACGUUUUGCCAGUGAUGUUAUCAAUCCCGAAUGGGCUAUAACUCUCAAACAGAGCGUACAAAGAGCUUUACAGGCAACCCAGAUAUAUCAAAGGCAAAUAAACAAGGAAUUUCUCGAAAAGUUCGAGAAACUCGUGGGUGAUAAUUAUGAAUACGGACGUAAAAGAGUACAACCUCGUGAACCUUACAUUACCGUAUGUCACGGCGACUAUUUACGGAAUAACGUCGCAUUUAAAUACAAUAAAGAUAAAGAGCCUCAAGAUAUUUUAAUGUUUGAUUUACAAACCUUAAGAGUGACAUCACCGAUGAUAGAUUUAACAACUUUUUUAUUACUGUCUACCUAUGCCGAGGUGCGUUGUAAAAAGUUUAAUGAAAUAUUUCAAAUGUAUUGUAUGAGGCUAAAGGAAACUUAUGAAAUAUAUGUUGGUAAACCAAUACCAGAGUACUUGAGCGUCAGCUCCUUACAAAGAGAAUAUACGAAAUUUAUGCCUUAUGGCAUUGGAAUAUCUUCUGCUUUUCUACUCCAUCUAGUAGAACCAAUUAACUUAAGUAGUCAACAGUUUUUAUCAUGCAAACGGUCAAAGGAAGAGAUAGUAAAUGAUAUUAUGACACGAGGAGGCAUUGAAGUCGAUCGGGAAUUAGCUCACCAAAUGAAGGAACUCCACGAUCUCUGCUUGACUUUCAACUUGAAAUUAGAUAAGGAUUUUUAAAGUGCGUUCAUUUUCAAUAUAGAAAUUAUUGAUGUGUACAGAAAAAGUCAAAACUAAAUGAAAAAAAAAUCUGAAAAACUGUGUGUCCCGAAAUAUCUUCGAAGGAUCGAAACUUAUAGACGACAAUAUGAAAAAUUAUCGUUUUUUUCGGGGUUGUUUCACCUCCUCGUUUAUGGUGGACGUGUGCGCAGGCAGGUUGCAAUCAUUUUUUAACGUUGAAGUCCUAACCACUAACUUCUUGUGGCAAGUCGAAAAAAAUAGCGAAUGAAGAUGAUCCUUUUGGUAGAAAUAGGCUAUGCAAAACGUUGGUUUUUCUAGAGUUGAUAAAAUUAUUUAAUUAAUUAACUUCUUAGUCGAAAGUUUUGUGCUGCUUGUACAACAUAUGCUACAAGUUACAGGUUGAUGUUAUUUGGUUAGGAUUGGUCAAUUUGGGAUCAGAUUUCGACUACAUUUUCUGAAUGUACUCUGAAAAUUAAUGUAUUUUUAAAUGUAAGAAUUUGUGAUAAGAAAAUGAAAAAUACUGAUCAUACGUGAAAGGAUACUUUUUUGACGGAAGUAAAAUAAUAAAUUCUAGAUGAUUCUGUUUAAUUCCAAAAAUUGUAAUGCCCGCUUUUAGGUAGAUUUGCGAUCUCUGGAUCGAAAAGCUACAUAUGAAAAUCAAGGCCAUUUCAUCCCUUAAAUGCGAAAUACUUAUAUAUCCAGGAAGUCUGCUAUGCAGAGUAAGUUUUAGUUUUUUGUUUUAUUGCGAACAUGCUUGUUGUCUGAUUAGCCGAAUUUUCUCAACGAGCUUUUUCAUAACUCUUAAAAAUUUCAAGGCAAUUGCCUCUGAUUUUUAACUUACAAUACUUCUGUUUCGGCACACUAUGCCACGACCCUAUUUUUAGAUCUCAUCAGUGGCUAUCAAAAUGAGUACAUUCAGCUAAUUUCAUAUUUGGAUAUUAAGUUUGCUCACCCCGAGUUAGGCUUGCCGUAUCGAUAUUGAAUUUUACAGGUAUUUUGAUUAGUAUAUAAUUUCUCUCCGGAAAAACAUGCUUCUAUUUUUGCACAGAUGAAUUUUAUGAAAUUGAAGUAUGGUAUUGAUUAUUUUCCACGUUUUUGAAGAAAAUACAGUAAAUUCAAAUAAGCAUUAAAUGAAUACAUAUAUUUGUAUGGAUACAUAAGUAUUGAAAUGCAAAAGAUAAUAUGAAAAGCACAUCUUUUAAAAACGAAGUGUAUAAAUCAUUUAGAAAAAGAACACAACA
This is a messenger RNA of Glossina fuscipes, 2627 nucleotides long. RefSeq lists its product as uncharacterized. The transcript has 3 exons. Lineage: Eukaryota; Metazoa; Arthropoda; Insecta; Diptera; Glossinidae. The record is from RefSeq and is a predicted model, not a curated record. Bases 94 to 1386 code for a protein of 430 amino acids.